AUGGAUGGAGCAAGAAAUGAAGAGGGUCUCAUUCAUCAACAAGAUCUCGAGCAACGUGGGCGGCUGCGUCCUGAGGCGGCCGCCCACGCCCUCGAGCCCUCUCCAAGGUGCCCGCGGUGCGACUCCACCAACACCAAGUUUUGUUACUACAACAACUACAGCCUCUCUCAACCAAGAUACUAUUGCAAAUCUUGCCGGAGGUAUUGGACUCACGGCGGAACCCUAAGGAACGUCCCCAUCGGCGGCGGCUGCCGGAAAAGCAAGCGCCCGAGGAUUUCAUCCCCCUCUUCGCCUCCGCCUCUUCCGAGGCCAAGAGCCGUGGCCGCAGCGAAUCCGACAGCUGUCGUCACGAUGGCCGGCGGCCCGUUUUUUUCCUCCUUGGCUGCAAUGCAGUCCGUUGGGAUCAAUCAGGGGGCGGCGGCGAUGGGUGGAGGAAGUCGUUUCGGUUCGAAUAUGGCCCUUUUGCAAGGGAUGAUGAAUUCUCCGGCGCGUCUACGAUCUCCGCUGCCGGCAAAUUUUUAUCCGCCGCAGCAAAACUUAAUUCAGCCGGGGAGUUUUAGUUCUUGGACUCCAAGCGUGAGCAACGUCGGCGCUACCAGCUCUUCGGCUGCAUCUGCGGCCGGAAUCUGGAGCAGCGGCGGUGGCGAUCGAGCGGGCUCUUCGUUUGGUGCCAGUCAAUGGUCCGACUGUAAUCGAUCCGGCGCGUUUGAUUCUUCUGAAUGA
Molecule: messenger RNA, 723 nt
Organism: Salvia hispanica
Lineage: Eukaryota; Viridiplantae; Streptophyta; Magnoliopsida; Lamiales; Lamiaceae
Biological process (GO): regulation of DNA-templated transcription
Molecular function (GO): DNA binding; DNA-binding transcription factor activity
Source: RefSeq, a predicted model, not a curated record